AUGGGUAGUACUCCAUCUUUAGGUAAACGUCACAACAAGUCCCACACUUUAUGUAACAGAUGUGGCCGUCGUUCUUUCCACGUCCAAAAGAAGACCUGUUCUUCUUGUGGUUACCCAGCUGCUAAAAUGAGAUCUCACAACUGGGCUUUAAAGGCUAAGAGAAGAAGAACUACCGGUACCGGUAGAAUGGCCUACUUGAAACACGUUUCUAGAAGAUUCAAGAACGGUUUCCAAACCGGUGUUGCCAAGCCUCAAUCCGCUUAA
Hemisphaericaspora subhashii is the source of this 264-nucleotide messenger RNA. RefSeq names its product 60S ribosomal protein eL37 (gene RPL37B). The record is from RefSeq and is a predicted model, not a curated record. The coding region runs from base 1 to 264 and encodes 87 amino acids. Gene Ontology annotation, cellular component: cytosolic large ribosomal subunit; ribosome. The transcript is spliced from 2 exons. NCBI's taxonomy places the organism in Eukaryota, Fungi, Ascomycota, Pichiomycetes, Serinales, Debaryomycetaceae. Gene Ontology annotation, molecular function: RNA binding; structural constituent of ribosome. Gene Ontology annotation, biological process: translation.